GAAGCCGGUGAUGCAGCGGAAGAAAAAGGGCUCCUGGUUUCCGUGACUGAGACAUUUGGUUUGUUUAUUAGGAGUGUAGAUUACAAACAGAACUGACAAGAUGCCGCCGUGUGUGACUCUGGAGACUCGGAUUUCCUGUGUGAUGGAGAGUUUGAGCCGAGCGGCGGUGGCGGAGAUCUGUAAACUGAUCAGCAGCGAGUGUGUGGAGAUGCGGUUAGAGAUCCGCAGGGGCCGGAAGGAGAUCGAAGCCCUGAAGGGGAAAAUACGGGAUCUGAAGAGAGAAGCGCAAAAUCCUUCUGUGGUCGCAGUGUCUUUAACUGAGAAUCAGCAAGAUGGAGAUAACAGAGUUGAUGAUCCCACCACAGCGCCUGAUUGCCCGAAUGAAGAAAAGGAUAAGAAAACAAACACUCCAACACCAAUGAAGAACUUGCAGGAGAAUGAGGUUCAAAGAAGCAGGGAUUCUCUUCUGAACUCCACGGGUAAACGGAAUCAGACGAGUAGAUUUUCCCCAUCUGAAAGUGGAGUUUCUCUGAAGGAGUCCCAAAUCCUCAUGGACUCCUUGGCCACUGAAGCUGGAGCCGACGUAAGAGGACUCAACACUGCGGCUAUAAAGGUGGAGAGUGCGAGUCCACCUGUGUCCACAGCCCAGUGUGUCUCUGAGGUCUUUCAAGCUGACCAUGAGCAAUGUACAAACACACACAGCCGUACAGUAGGAGAGAACAGUAAUCACUUUGGCUCUGCAGAAGAGCUUUGGCCCCAGUCUCAUUCUUCACCACAUUUGCAGAACAAACGUCUCUCUGAAGAAGAAUCAAAGUACAAAUACGAGACGGACUUUAAUCAUAUAAACGGGCAGAGGAGCAAUGACAGGAACCCUAAUCAGUUGCUUCUAAAAGCUGAGGAGAACGAAGAGCCUUUAACAAAUACAACAAGUGAACUGGCACUAUGUGAAAUGAUGGACAGCGAGGCGUUGUCAUGGCCGUCUUUGACUCCAGUGAACUAUCCGGUAAGUGGUGGAGGUCCAGGCUGCUCGUCUAUGCUGCAACAGGGUGUACAUGCUACCCAUCCUGAACAGGCUGCAUUUCACAUCGGUAUGACUGGUGAGAUUGCGUAUACAGUUGAGCCUGAAGCAACACCGGUAGGAAGAAGAAAUAUACAGGACAUGAUUCCAACCACAGUGCUUGGACAGAACUCCACAGUGUCCACAAUGCAGCCAGCAGCGAAGGUUUUGCCGAUAGCUGACGUACAGCAUAAGCUGUUCUCCUGCUCUUUCUGUCCUAAGAGUUUCCAGAGUGGUGCUGAUCUGAAGAGACAUCAGCGCAUUCAUACAGGCGAGAAGCCGUAUGGUUGCGCCGUGUGUGGGAAGCGCUUCUCCCUCAGGGGGAACCUCGUCACCCAUGAGAGAGCACACAGUGGCAGUAAGCCCUUUAUUUGUCGCCAUUGUGGGAGAGCCUUUGCCCAUGGCUCCAACUUAAGGGCCCAUCAGCGCGUCCAUACUGGAGAAAGGCCUUUUCACUGCUCUCUGUGUGACAAGACGUUUGCUUGGUACCACCCUUUCAAAAGACACCUCAGCCUGCACUUUCUGAGUGGUCAAAACUCCUGAUUUGUGUUCCUGUAACAUUUUCAAGACCAGCUUUUGUCUUGCAAACCACCACAGGCUUUCAGACAAAAAUGAACACUGAGUAUAGUCUGUACCUCAGUGUAUGUGACUGUGGUUGUGUUUUAAAUGGGAAGUCCAAAUAAUGUGCUAUAAAAGGCCUCGAAUGAGUUUCGUAGCUUGUUAGAAAACACUGUCAUAAAUUAACUAACCUAAUAAACAUAAUGCUUAAUAAUAUAUAUAUUUUUUGUCUGAGUUCAUGCAAAGGAAAAAUCCAUCCCGGUGUUCCCAGAAAGCCGAAAAAUUGCUCAAGAAAUUUUGCUAGUCUUACAAUAGUCUUGAGAGCCUUAAAGACAUUUCAUGACAUUCAAACACAUCCAAGAUUUAUUGGUUGUUUUUUUUUUUUGCAUUGUAAAUGUCCUACAUUGAGGAAAGCACAUUGCCACUGCCAUCUUGCACUUUGUAUGUUCGCUUGCUGUAGUUUGUGGGGUGCUUUAACCUCAAAGCUGUUUACACGUUCUCAACUUUUUAACCGUGGAAGCGGACAUUCGGGAAUUCUUCUUCCUAGGCACUUCCUUACGGUUGCUUAUAUGACCGUUGGAGCUUCUCACACACACAGGAGACAAUCAGAAUUCAGAGGCUAAUCAUUUCCAUUGUCAGUGUCCAAUUCAUAUUCAUACAUGUAUUAUAUUUAACAGUUAUUCCAUGAAAUCGAGUCGUACAUGAGCUGAUAGCUGAUGAAAUACGUAGCACCGAGUUGGCAAUAAGCCAGGUAUGACGAGAUUGAGUGGAAUGACACUUUUAUUCUAUCCACAUUCACUGGAUUUUGAGAAACAGGGCAUUUUUAUUUUUUGCAAAUUCGAUAAAUAAAAACUUUAGACAAAAUAAUUUCUGCUUAGAAUUUAAACAAACCGGCGAAAUGACAGGAGCAAUUUAUGAAAAAUGCUAUAAUAAUUCUUGAAAAAUAAAAAAGAUACUUUUUAUUCCAUAUUUUAUUUUUAUUUUCUUAUGUUUUGGGGUUUUGUUUUUGAGUAGAGUUUUUAUUUCAUCCUCAGUUGAGUCAGAAAAACGCUCUGCCAUUUUGUUGUUGUUCUUUAAGGUUUUUGGAGGUUGGCAAACCAACUUAAAGUUGCAUUAUUGCCACCGACUGGGCUGGAGUGUAGAACAGAUGCUAAUGGGGGCGGCUAUAUUCUUUCAGGUACAAUAAAAACCAAAAUGGCGGGGGAUGUCGUGGCUCAGGUGGAUAAGGCGCCAUACCAUAAAUCCGGGGACCCGGGUUCGAUUCCGGCCCGAGGUCAUUUCCCAAUCCCUCCCCGUCUCUCUCUCCCGCUCAUUUCCUGUCCUUACACUGUCCUAUCCAAUAAUAAAGGUGAAAAAAAGCCCCAAAAAAUCUUAUUAAAAAACCCCCCAAAAUGGCGGCUUUGUUAUCUACUCGCGGUAUAUGAGCUGAUAUCCUAGUAGUAGAGUAGCCAAUCAGAGCGCACGAUUGCUCGUAUCCAGUGAAUGUGGAUGGAAUAAAAAUAAAUAGGCAAACAAAAAUAUAACACUCUCACACACACACUUUUUGUACAUAGUUUAUUUGUGUGUUUCUCCAGGUUACUUUUUUUUUGGGGGGGGGGUGUCUUUAAAGCAUGUGUUCUGUGAAGCAUCUCUAGGUGGAGACAUUUCACUGGAUAUUAAAAAAAACCCUUCAAAAUUGGUUUGAAAAUGUUACAUGUACAAGGUUUAUUCAUGUUUAAUAUUAUUAAAACUAAUGCUCCUAAUA
This is a messenger RNA of Neoarius graeffei (lesser salmon catfish), 3359 nucleotides long. RefSeq names its product transcription factor hamlet-like. NCBI's taxonomy places the organism in Eukaryota, Metazoa, Chordata, Actinopteri, Siluriformes, Ariidae. Gene Ontology annotation, molecular function: RNA polymerase II cis-regulatory region sequence-specific DNA binding; DNA-binding transcription factor activity. The record is from RefSeq and is a predicted model, not a curated record. Bases 101 to 1600 code for a protein of 499 amino acids. The transcript has 3 exons. Gene Ontology annotation, biological process: regulation of transcription by RNA polymerase II.